Molecule: messenger RNA, 1398 nt
Organism: Volvox carteri f. nagariensis
Lineage: Eukaryota; Viridiplantae; Chlorophyta; Chlorophyceae; Chlamydomonadales; Volvocaceae
Exons: 3
Coding region: 1-1398 (465 amino acids)
Source: RefSeq, a predicted model, not a curated record
AUGUACAACGCAACGGCUGGCGAAUGCGCGCCGGACAGCUCAAGCAUCCUCACGGUGCUCAGCACGGCACCGGCAGUAGACACCACCUUCAGUCCCGUCAUCUCCCAGCGCCUCCUCGUCAUGAUCGUCGACUACCCGGAUUGCGGCUUGCCGGCGAACCUCACCGAGAAUGACGCCCGCACAAUUUACCUAGGGCCCAACCAAGACGGCAAGGGGGGCAUUGCUGAAAAGUACACACAGUGCUCGUACGGCAGGUUCGGACUAAAUGUUACGGCAUUUCGUGCGGUGCGUGUGCCGCACAUGUGUUCGACGUCGAUUACGUCCCAGUGCGCCUAUUACGCGAUUCAGUCCCUGGCGGACACAGCCACGAAGGCUCUUAUAGGCGCUGCGGCCUUCUCAACCUUCACCCACUACACCUACUUGCUGCCGCCGGGCCUGGCGCCGGCGUGCACCUGGUCGGGUCUGGCACUGCUACCUGGCCGCACCACCUGGCUGCAAACGGCGCAGCCCCGCGGGGUCAACAGAUGGGCGACGGUCAUGCAGGAGGCCAUACACAACUACGGUCUCUGGCACUCUUGGCAGAACGGCACAGAGUACGGCGACUACUCCACAGCUAUGGGUCGCGGCAACGCUUGCCCCAACUCUGCGGAGAUCUCCCGCAUGGGCUGGGCCACACCCGCGGUCGGAGGUGACCAGCUGAACAGCAGUGCCUUGCCGCCAGGCACUACGAAAUCCUUUGUGCUGCCUGCCACCUACCUCACCGGCAGCAACAACUACCUGCGUGUCAUACCUGACUGGCUGCCCACCUACACCAACUUCUCCCUGGGCCGAAACCUUUACAUCGCUGUCCGAGUGGCAAAGAGCGGCGAUGCCAGCCUGAUUUCCACUUACGCGUCCAAGGUUAACAUUCAUGAAGUGAAUGCAGUGCUAGAUAAUGGAUAUCCAGCCCUCUAUUCGAGCGCUGAUCGCAUAAUCUCUUUCAUCAAUGCCGUCGGGCCUCUGGAUCAACGUGUACUGGAUGCUUACAAGCUAGUCGUGUACGGCGGACCUUGGAUUGCCACGGACUACUUGAGGGUCCACCUUUGCCGCUAUGUGACAUCACCCUCGGAAUGCCCUCCCCUGAACGCGCUGGAGGCUGUGCCGCCGCCGCCUUCACCGCCGCCGUCACCCGGGCCCUCGCCUCCACGGCCGCCUGGUUUCGUUAGUUCGCCGCCUCCGAGCCCUCCGCCACCAAGCCCACGGCCACCUCCCCCUGUACCCCUAUCCCCAAGCCCGCCGCCGCAACGCCCGCCGCCACCAAGCCCGUCGCCGCUGCGGCCGCCGCCACCCAGGCCGUCAUCACCACCUCCACCGUCCCCUCCACCGCCCCGACCGUCCAGUAAGUUCCCUCGUCAAUAG